Rhagoletis pomonella (apple maggot) is the source of this 6809-nucleotide messenger RNA. Its product is annotated as ankyrin-3. Gene Ontology annotation, biological process: signal transduction. NCBI's taxonomy places the organism in Eukaryota, Metazoa, Arthropoda, Insecta, Diptera, Tephritidae. Gene Ontology annotation, molecular function: protein binding. The record is from RefSeq and is a predicted model, not a curated record. Bases 341 to 6217 code for a protein of 1958 amino acids. The transcript has 12 exons.
AUUAUUUUUGACUCUGUCAAAGAUAUUAAGCGAAAUGUUUAGUUGUUUGGCGAAAAUUCUAGUAUAAUACACUCUUGGUUUGGAAAACGGUGUAUGAGGGGUGUUUGAGGGCUGUGACCAUAUCGUAAAAGUGGCUCUAGAGGAUUUUAUUUCAACAGUUGUUAGUUGCUAAGGUUGCUAUUUCACGCACCUAAGACCUUCGUGACAACUUUCGAAUCGUGUAGCUAAUCCAUAUUUAAUUAAUGGAAUACAUUGUUGUGUCGUAUAAACAUAUGUGAGAUGGAAAAUUUCCAACAUUUGCCGUGGUGGGGUAGGAAGGAAUGGCCUGCAAUAAAAAGAAAUGACGCUCGGCGAAAUACACAAUAUUAACGAGUCGUCCCUGACCAAAAACCGUGAUAUGAGCUUAGCACAAACGAUUGACACACAACAUAACAAUCGGCAGCAAACAGAUAAAAUGGCGGUAGCGACAGCAAACGAGAAAAAUAACAUUAUAAAUAAACAUACAGCAGCAGCAGCGGCAGCUUCAAAGCAGAAUGACGCGACUAUUUCGUUUCUACGAGCAGCGCGGGGUGGCGAUCUGGGCAAAGUUCUGGAAUUCUUGGAAUCCGGACAGAUAACAGAUAUCAACGCAUGUAAUACGAAUGGCUUAAAUGCGCUUCACUUGGCUGCCAAAGAUGGUUACAUCGAUAUCGUAAGUGAGCUCCUACGACGCGGCAUCAAUGUGAACAAUGCCACAAAAAAAGGGAACACAGCGCUCCACAUUGCUUCACUGGCUGGUCAGAAGGACGUAAUUAAACUACUUAUUCAGUACAAUGCAAAUGUGAAUGUGCAAUCGUUAAAUGGGUUUACACCACUUUACAUGGCGGCGCAAGAAAAUCACGAUGCCUGCGUUCGUUUUCUGCUGGCGAAAGGAGCGAAUCCGUCGCUAGCUACUGAGGACGGAUUCACGCCACUAGCUGUUGCCAUGCAACAGGGCCACGACAAAGUCGUCGCGGUGCUUUUGGAAUGCGAUGUUCGAGGUAAAGUUCGUCUCCCAGCGUUGCAUAUUGCGGCUAAGAAAAACGAUGUUAACGCGGCUACAUUGCUGCUACAAAGCGAAACCAGUCCCGACAUUGUAUCCAAGUCUGGCUUCACGCCCCUGCAUAUUGCAGCACAUUACGGCAACGUUGAUAUUGCUAAGUUACUGAUUGAGCAUGGAGCGGAUGUAAACUUUACCGCAAAACAUAAUAUAACACCACUGCACGUUGCCUGCAAAUGGGGCAAAACUAAUAUUCUGGAGCUGUUGCUGUCAAAAAAUGCAAACAUAAAUUCUACUACGCGUGAUGGUCUCACACCGCUUCACUGCGCCGCACGAUCGGGUCACGUGGAAGUAAUCGAAAAAUUACUUGCGUAUAAGUCCCCUAUACUUUCGAAGACUAAGAAUGGUCUCGCUCCGCUUCAUAUGGCUGCGCAGGGCGAGCAUGACGAAGCAGCACAGUUAUUGUUAGCACAUAAGGCGCCCGUCGAUGAGGUUACUGUCGACUAUCUAACAGCGCUGCAUGUUGCAGCACAUUGCGGGCAUGUGCGCGUCGCCAAGCUGCUGCUAAAUUACAAUGCAGAUCCAAAUGCCCGCGCCCUAAAUGGGUUUACGCCCUUGCAUAUCGCCUGUAAAAAGAACCGCAUUAAUGUGGUUGAGCUGUUACUAAAACAUGGAGCCAGCAUAAGUGCCACAACAGAGUCUGGUUUAACCCCAUUGCAUGUCGCUAGUUUCAUGGGCUGCAUGAAUAUCGUUAUAUAUCUGUUGCAACACGAUGCUAUCCCCGACGCACCCACCGUUCGUGGAGAGACGCCACUGCAUUUGGCGGCCAGAGCAAACCAAACUGACAUUAUACGAAUUUUAUUACGAAAUGGAGCCCAAGUGGAGGCGCGUGCCCGGGAAGGCCAAACCCCACUGCAUGUUGCGUCAAGGCUUGGUAAUAUCGACAUAAUUAUGCUGAUGUUGCAACAUGGCGCUAAUGUCAAUACUACAACUAAAGACAUGUAUACACCCUUGCAUAUCGCAGCUAAGGAGGGACAAGAAGAGGUGGUACAGCUGCUUACAGAAAAUAAUGCGCAAUUAGAUACGGUCACCAAGAAGGGCUUUACACCCUUGCAUCUGGCAGCUAAAUAUGGCAAAGACAAAGUUGUGGCUUUGCUAUUGCAAAGAGGUGCUAAGAUCGAUUGCCAAGGCAAGAACGAUGUUACGCCGCUACAUGUUGCAGCGCACUUUGAUCACCAAAAGGUCGUCUUUUUACUACUUGAGCAUGGCGCUUCUCCGCUACUUUGUGCAAAAAAUGGCCACAGCGCAUUACACAUUGCUGCCAAGAAAAAUGAAAUGGAAAUUGUCCAGCAACUUUUACAGUACGGCGCUGAUCCUGACGUACGAAGCAAGUCCGGCUUUUCACCCUUGCACUUAGCCGCACAGGAAGGGCACGUUGACAUGACGAAUUUAUUGUUGGAGCAUGGCGUUGACGCAAAUGUGCAAGCUAAGAACGGUUUGACGCCACUGCAUCUGUGUGCCCAAGAAGAUAAAACUGCAAUUGCUCGAAUAUUGCUCGAUCAUCAGGCUAACAUAUCCGAGCGCACCAAAGCUGGCUACACGCCUUUACAUAUAGCUGCGCACUAUGGCCAAAUAAAUAUGGUAAAGUUUUUGCUAGAAAAUGAUGCUAAUAUCGAAAUGAGUACAAAUGUCGGCUAUACACCGUUGCAUCAAGCCGCUCAACAAGGGCAUACAAUGGUUAUAAAUCUAUUGUUGCGGCACAAGGCAAAUCCGAAUGCCGUUACGGAUAAUGGUCAAACUGCUUUGAGCAUCGCCAAUAAUUUAGGAUACGUCACUGCUGUGGAAACGCUGAAGGUGGUUACCGAAAAAUCAGUUAUGAAUAUCAUAACAGGCGUGUUGGAAGAGAAAUAUAAAGUUGUUGCGCCUGAAUUGAUGCAUGAAACAUUUAUGUCCGAUUCUGAAGACGAAGGUGGUGACGAACACAUAGAUCAUCAACAGUACAAAUACAUGGCGACUGAUGACUUAAAAGCAUCCGAGCAGGAUCAUCAAAACUACGACACGACCAACAAUGACGACCACAUCGAUCAUCACCAGCAAAAGCAAGUUCAACAAGUGCAUCAUACGCAAUUGACUGCUGGACGUAACAGUUUUUAUAGUGAAAAAGUCCAUGAUUUUUCGGCUUCUUCAAACCAAUACCCGAUAAAGCAGAUCGACAACGUUGCGAUAACUCGUCCACCUAUUCAUCUGGGCUUCCUUGUGUCGUUUUUGGUGGAUGCACGUGGCGGUUCAAUGCGUGGUUGCCGCCACAGCGGCGUUCGUGUAAUUGUGCCACCGAAGGCUUGUUCGCAACCAACGCGUAUCACGUGCCGUUAUGUAAAGCCGCAACGAGUUCAUAACCCGCCACCUUUGAUGGAAGGUGAAGCUUUGGUUAGCCGGAUAAUGGAAUUAUCUCCAGUGGAGGCCAAAUUUUUAGGUCCAGUUGUGUUAGAGGUGCCGCAUUUCGGUUCUUUGCGUGAUAAGGAACGUGAAAUCAUAAUUUUGCGCUCCGACAAUGGAGAUAGUUGGCGAGAGCAUACUUUAUACGAUAGUGAUGAGGCAAUGCUAGAUGUUUUGCACGAUACCUUCAAUGGUGGCCUUAAUCCGUUGGAAGACUUACACACUAAUCGCAUAGUACGCGUUUUGACGCGCAAUUUUCCCCAUUUCUUUGCUGUAGUAUCCCGUAUUCGUCAGGAGGUGCAUGCUAUUGGCCCUGAAGGUGGCACCGUCUCGUCACAAGCGGUGCCGCAAGUGCAGGCCAUUUUUCCGCCACAUGCACUCACAAAGAAGAUUCGUGUCGGUCUUCAGGCACAGCCAGUUGAUCUGAACGGUUGCUGCAAGCUUCUCGGCCAGGGUGUGGCCGUGUCGCCGGUAGUUACCGUUGAGCCACGCCGUCGCAAAUUUCAUAAAGCCAUUACGCUUAGUAUACCAGCACCAAGGGCAUCCACGCAAGGCAUGGUAAAUUCACCAUACACGGGUAAUGCUCCGACGCUGCGCCUUUUGUGCUCAAUAACCGGGGGGCAAAAUCGCGCCGUCUGGGAAGAUGUUACUGGCUCAACGCCUUUCGCUUUUGUAAAGGAUAGUGUCACAUUCACGACAACAGUGUCUGCACGUUUUUGGCUAAUGGACUGUCGCAAUAUCGCCGAUGCCAGCCGUAUGGCCACCGAACUAUAUGCAUAUAUGACUCAAGUUCCAUUUAUGGUGAAAUUUGUUAUUUUUGCCAAACGAAUUUCCACGACAGAAGCCAAGCUUUCCGUCUUCUGUAUGACUGACGAUAAAGAAGAUAAAACUUUGGAGCAACAAGAGUAUUUCACUGAGAUAGCGAAGAGCCGAGAUGUUGAAGUACUCGAAGACCAAGAUAUUUAUUUGGAAUUUGCAGGCAAUUUGGUACCAGUGCUAAAAUCAGGCGAGCAGUUUAAUCUUAAAUUUCAUGCUUUCCGUGAGAACCGACUGUCCUUCAUUGUGCAUGUCAAAGAUCAGGAGGAGCCUUAUGGUCGUAUAAGCUUUAUGAGCGAACGAAAAAUGGGCAUAAGUGAACCACCACAACAACCCAUUUGUGUAUUAAACAUAUCAUUAGAAGGAUGUGACAUUGUCGAAAACGCAAACUUUUUGGAUGGCAGUCAAAAAUGUUUGAACAAUAUAAAAAUCGACCGUGGUCUUAAUUAUAGGGAUUUGUUAAAUGCUGGUUUUAAGUCAACAGCAGUGAAGCCCAUUAUUGCAGCAGAAGCAGUAGUAGAUGACAAAGAGUCGGAAAUUGUUCAGGUGGCUACAUUGCAACUUCAGCCGGAUGGCGGCGACAUUAUCCACAGAGCCGAUAUUCGUUUAUCGGACAUAUGUAACAUGAUCGAAGGCGACUGGAUGCGCUUGGCCAAAGAAUUGGGUGUACCCGAGACCGAUAUCGAGAUUAUUAAUGCGGAAUACAACGAGCGGCCGUCUCAAAAGGCUAUGGUGAUGCUACGUCUUUCGCUUCGUCAACAAGGACCCACGGCAACGAGCAACACCUUAGAACGUGCACUACACAAUAUAAAUAGAAGUGACAUUGUCAAGAGAUGCAUAUUUAAUAUAGAACCUGUAAAAGAUGACUUGGAGAGAAGCAUGGCCAAAACUCAGCUGGACGAAUCUGAGUUUAAUGAGCUAGGAAUACACUUAAAUAAAAGCGCUGAAAUGCUGUAUGAUGAGAGUAAAAAAGCCCCAACAGCUACCAAUGAUAGCUCUGUCUUGCAUGAUUCUCUUCUGAGGGGAGUACAAAGAACUGAAAUUGAAAUUGAGGAAAGCAAUGAAAAUUGCAAUUUAGUGGCAGCUGCAGUAGAUAAUAACGUGUAUACAAGAAAACAUGCAGCAACCACUAAAACGCCGCCACCCACGCCAAAUGAUAUUUCGCAAUUUCACACAAGUUGCGAUUUAGACAACAUUCGGCGAAUCGCUGAAGAGCAUACGCAACAAGUAUUAGACGAAGCGCAGAGCAACAUCGAAAAUGAUGGCUCCCUUCACCAAUUUAUUCAAGGCGCAAUUGAUCACACCAUCGAACGCGAACUGAGCAAUGAAGGGGUUGGCUGGAAAGCUGUUACAACUGAUACUCUGAUUCCAGGUGCUGGAAACGAAGCUGACGUGUCGCCUAUUUGUAAACAAAAUAAGCAAGAACAUGUUAUACAGCAACAUCCGGAGGAUAUUAUAAUGCAACAAGUAAUUAAUCGAACAAGCGAUAUUAGUAUAAUUCCGCAGGUAUACGAAGGCGUUUGCUCGACAACUCAUAAACGUAAUGAUGCACUCGAACGAAAGCCGGAGGUGUUGGAAAUCGAAUUGAAUCAGCAGCAGGCAGAAGAUGUGUUGCUUAGACAGAUUGUAAGCAAAAUGAAUGAGUUACCAAUCGACAUGGACAAUGCGUUAGAAUACGUCGACUCCUCGGAAGCUAUACCUUCAGAAUCUGUAUGCAGUGGUGAAAUGAUACAGAACACACUGUUAAGUACACAUGAUCCAAAUUUUACCUCUGCACUUAUAGCAGGAGACGGGGAUAAUAUUGAUAACGGGUUUGAACACGCAGUGCACGAACAAAAUGUAUUGCUGCAGAAUCAGCCGGCAACGAGAUCUGAAAGUAUAACAGACGGCGCACCAAUACACAAUAUAGACAAAUCGUUAAAAGCUGUUGGUAUAAAGAAGGAUUAAAGUUGAAAGUAAUGCUAUUUCAGUUACAGUUUAAAUGAAAAUGGAAGCUCAGUGCAUACAGUAAGCUUAAAGAGAGAAAAAUUUACAGUCGUUAAAGCAAAUAAAGUUGACACAAUGUUAAAAAGUACUACAAAAUAUAUUUAAUAUAAUACGACAAAUGUAAAAUUAUAGUUUACAAUGCACGAUAUAAAUUGUUAGCUUGUAUUAAAUGAAUGUAAACCUUGUCAAGCAAUAGUGAAAAGCAUAGAUUUUCAUGUACAUACAUAUAUAUAAAAUUUCCAUGACUAUUUUAUUACAUUCAGUCCCUUGAAUAAUUAGCACAAACGAUAAUAGUUUAAAUACUGAAUAACAACGUCAAGUAGCCUGGGUUGAAUGGUCUUAUUAUAAAGUAGUAUUCUCUGUUUAGCAAGCAGUGUUUGUACUAAUUUCUGCAGUAAAUUUUAUAAAACCUUCAUACAAUUGAUACCCUGCAAAAUUUUGGCUAUUCAUCCAUAAGUAUUAUGUCAAAGGAUACUUCACGUAUUAUUUAUUCUGUCAUUUGAAAAAAUAUAUGAAAAUGUCGAUACAGAUACAAAUACAGAUACAAAAAAAU